ACUUAAAGGGAGGGGAGAGUGGCGGGGAGAGCGGGAUGCAAGUGGGUCUGCGGCGGCGAGCGGAUCAAAGUGAGUUGAGGCUGCGGCUUUGAUUCCAGCUAGCGACCUACACACACACGCAGACGUGUGUUGCAGCUGCGAGCUGGCUGGACUGGAAGCGGUGCCUUGCUGCUUGUGAUUUGGCUUCAGGGAGCGAGCGAGCACAAGAGCGGCUUCGUGAUGCACGGGCUAAAUAUCCACGUGGGGAGAGAGGGUCCUCUUGCGCAAUGCCCACGCCGCCAGCUCUCGGAAACCUUGCCCGUGCGCACGUGGUGAUGUGCGUCUCGUUCACCGACGCCCGUCCGAGAGAAGGUCGAGUUCACCGGAAUGCAGCCUUCGGGAAAGCUCUUCGCCGGGACGGAAUGAUCGCCAGCCGGGUGGUCUGACCGCAUCCUCGGCUCCAGGUUCGGGGGAAGAAGGGGGAAUGGCCAAAGCGCUCGUCAGGCUACAGAGAUUCCUGCGGCGUACGCCCGUCAUCUUUGCCUUUCUCCUCGUGGCCUACCUCAUGGCCGGGAGCCUGCUCCUGCUCCAGCGCUCCGGGUUCUCCAUCCCGUUGGGACAACGGGCUGCCCCGGACAACGGACAAGCAGCGCCACCCUCUGGCCCGGCCCCCCCGGAGGACCGCGCGGACCCCGACCCAGACAACGGCAAGCGCAAGUCCAGGGCUCCCGCCGGCGAGGAGGAGCCGGUCGCCAACAGGAAAUAUGGGCCACGGUGGCUUAUCUCAGGCCAUCCAGAAAUUGGGCAUCUGAGAAGGAGGUGGUUCAACAGCUUCGUGAAGGAGCAGGAACCAAGGCUACGGUUGGAGAUCGGGAUGGUGAAGAAGACCAUUGGAAGCAAAGCAACGCACAUUGGUUGUUUCAGAGAUGAAUCCAAGGAGAAGGCUCUGAAGGGUAUGGUCUUCUACGACUUUCGCAAGAUGACCGUGUCACAGUGUCAAGAUAGCUGUGCAGAAAGAAGUUACCUUUACGCUGGCCUGGAAUACGGUGCGGAAUGUUACUGCGGGAAUCGAGUAACGUCAGGCAACGCUCGUCAGGAGGAUUGCAACAUGGAAUGCAAAGGGGAGAAGCACACUAUCUGUGGAGGCGUGAAUAGAUUAUCGGUGUACAGAGUGGAAGACCUUCGUCCCAGCAGCAAACGAUAUAGGAAUGUUCUCUAUCGAGGCUGCUUCAAGGUACCGCAGAACCUCACGGUGGCCUUCCCUGUCCACUUGAGCCAGCCGAACCUGACUGUCGUGAAAUGCACGGAGUUCUGUACUAAAAAGGAGUUUCCUCUGAUUGUCAUCAGACGGACAGAAUGUUACUGCGGCUUUGCCACGUCUCGCUUCACGCUCCACGACGCUGUGGACGACCUUCUCUGCAGGAGGCCGUCGACUGAGGCGACAACGGGACACGUGGAAGACGAGAGUUAUUGUGUUAUCUACCAGACUGUCGUCCAAGAUAACAGAUGUACAGACAGGAAGUUCCUGCCGACAAAAACAAAGGCUCUGACUGCCCUCUCCAGCUUUCCUGGUGCUGGCAAUACAUGGGCUCGCCACCUGAUAGAACACAGUACGGGAUAUUACACUGGCAGCUACUAUUUUGAUGGCACCCUUUACAACAAGGGUUUCAAGGGGGAAAAGGACUACUGGAGAAGUGGCCGCACUAUCUGUAUAAAAACCCACGAGAGUGGGAAGAGGGAGAUCGAGACUUUUGAUGCCGCCAUCUUAUUGAUCCGAAACCCUUACAAGGCUUUGAUGGCGGAGUUCAAUAGAAAGCGAGCUGGCCAUUUGGGAUACGCAUCGGAGCGCCACUGGAAAAGCAAAGAAUGGCCAGAGUUUGUGGGCACCUAUGGGUCGUGGUGGGCCUCGCACACCCUGGACUGGCUGAGCUACUGCAGGAAGGUGCUGGUGGUCCACUAUGAGGAUCUGCGGAGGGACCUCCUGCCGCAGCUGAAGCGGGUGGUGGCCUUCCUCGACCUGGCCGUGGACGAGGACAGGCUGCUGUGCGUGGAGACGCAGAAGGACGGCAGCUUCAAGCGUUCCGGGCUGCGGCAGAAAGACUUCGACCCCUUCACGCCCGAGAUGAAAGGCGCCAUCGAUGGCUACAUCGGGAUGGUGGACCGAGCCCUCAAGGGCAAAAACCUCUCUGGACUGCCGGAGGAGUAUGUUCCCGGAUGAGGGGUUUGGUGCGAGGAGAUCACAAACGACACCCCCACCGUUUCGGCCUGGUUGUUCAAGACUGGCACCUGCCCUUCAGGAUCAGGAAGAAGGUAAAAAUAAUGAUGGUGCAUCACAGGAACUGGCCAAUGUGCCCUCGUGCGACGGGGGGGACUUGUGUGGAGAAGUUUUUAAAAGAAAUGUGAGACGCAAAAUGCUGUGGUAACUCAGCGGGGAUAGCGGCCUGUAGGCAAGGGUCUCGACCGGAAACAUCGCCCUUCCAUCCAUCUACAGAUGCUGCCUGGCCCGCUGAGUUACUCCAGCACUUGGUGUCUAUCUUCAGUGUAAACCCAGCAUCUGCGGUUCCUUUCUACACGUCGCAGUUGUGUUAAAUGACACAAAAUAUUCUGACCCAAGCCCUGUUAUCAUUGCAACUGGAUUUAUUUAGCAUUUAUACGUUAUAGGAGCAGUAUUAGGCCAUUCGGCCCAUCAAGUCUACUCCGCCAUUCAAUCAUAGCUGAUCUAUCUCUCCCUCUCAACCCCAUUCUCCUGCCUUCUCCCCAUAACCCCUGACACCCGCACUAAUCAAGAAUAUGUCAGUCUACACCUUAAAAAUAUCCAUUGACUUGGCCUCCACAGCCUUCUGUGGCAGUGAAUUCCACAGAUUCACCACCCUCUGACUAAAAGAAAUUCCUCCUCAUCUCCUUCCUAAAAGUACGCCCUUUAAUUCUGAGGCUGUGCCCUCUGGUCCUAGACUCUCCCACUGGUGGAAACAUCCUCUCCACAUCCACUCGAUCCAGGCCUUUCACUAUUCGGUAAGUUUCAAUGAGGUACCCCUUCAUCCUUCUAAACUCAGGAGCAGGCAGAUUUGAUUUAGUUUAGUUCAGUUGAGUUUAUUGUCACGUGUAACGAGGUACAGUGAAAAGCUUUUGAUGCGUGCUAACCAGUCAGCGGAAAGAUAAUACAUGAUUACAAUCAAUUGUCAAUAUUGAUUUAAUUGAUUUAACUCUUUCCUGGAUAUUUUUCCCCACAUGCAGUUAAACUAAAUCGAAAAGCAUUAUUAAGGGCCU
Messenger RNA from Leucoraja erinaceus (little skate), 3246 nucleotides. RefSeq names its product WSC domain-containing protein 1-like. Bases 464 to 2197 code for a protein of 577 amino acids. The record is from RefSeq and is a predicted model, not a curated record. Gene Ontology annotation, molecular function: sulfotransferase activity. NCBI's taxonomy places the organism in Eukaryota, Metazoa, Chordata, Chondrichthyes, Rajiformes, Rajidae. The transcript is spliced from 9 exons.